GAUCAAGAAUUUCAGAGCGUCGGCUCAAGCCAGGGAGGAGCCAGGGUGGGGCGCGGUGGUGAAACUUGCGACGAGUCCAUGGCAGCGACGAGUGAUGCCGAUAUGGUUCAUGGCUUCAUCAAGCUGCGCGAUCUGGAAAGCCUGCAGGCGUUCACACCACGCAGUUUUGACUGGACUCAGCCUCUGGGCAAGGACGGGCUAUUUGCACUCAUUUGCGUGUUGAACUACAACUUAGCUGCUUCUGAAGAUGUUGCUGCGAGAAGUCAAUGCCUCAAGAUUGCUGAGUGGCUCUUAAGGGUUGGAGCUGAUGCGAGACAGAAGCUUCCGGUUGAGAACACGUGUCGGUGGUCUCUGUGGAAGAAUUCCAAGAAUACCAUUACGGUUGAAUGUGGUGGGCAUUCCGCUGCUUCGAUUGCUUUUGCAUGGCUCGAGAUGCUCGAGGCUGCCAAUGAGGAUUGGUCAUUAACGAAGACGUAUCUGAAAGAUUUCCUUGCUCUGGUUGCACGUUUCAAUGCCUCCAGGGGUUCCGAGUGUGCAGAGGUUGCUGUGCCUCAGAGUACCUUAGUCCUGUGGGAGUCCAUGCGUGAUUUGACCACCUCGCACAAUGUGAUCUUCCAGAGUUCAGACGGAGAGGUGUCAGCACACGACCAGAUCCUGAUGUUAGCAUCACCAGUCUUGAAGGCCAUGCUCGCCUCUGAUAUGAAGGAGGGGUCCAGCCUGCGCAUUGAAAUCGAGGAUUCCUCAUCCUCAGGCGUGUCGCUCUUUCUAGAUCUGUUGUACACAAGCUCCACUCGCGAAGACCCCGACCAUAAGACCAUGCUUGUGGCUUUGGACUUGGCCCACCGCUGGCAAGUUCAUGGCGUGGUGCAGACCUUAUGCAAUGCGCUCCGUGACAUGAUCGAUGCCAGCAGCUUCGUGGACAUCGCAGAGGCUGCGUCGCUCAAAGGGCUGGAGAGGCUGGAGAGAGCUUGUGCACACUUCGGCUCCCAAGACGAGGAAGUCCAGGCGAUGCUCCAGAACGGCAGUCUCCCGGCAGCUGUUCGGAAGCUCUUGGGUGAGACUGCAUCUGCCGUCAGUGGGAAGCCGGACGCAAUGAAGAAGCGAAGGAUCUUCUGCUGA
Messenger RNA from Symbiodinium necroappetens, 1119 nucleotides. The record is from the annotation of a GenBank genome assembly. NCBI's taxonomy places the organism in Eukaryota, Dinophyceae, Suessiales, Symbiodiniaceae.